UCACCAAACUCCGGACCAUGCUUUUGGCGCGAAAAUGUAAUCCCAAAUUAAACAAUUUUCGAGUUAGGGUUUUUCAGAUGGUAACUGUAACAUCGACUUUCCCUUAAACAACAAUGUCGAAUUUCUCAGACCAGCUUGAUGAAAUCAAAACCCUACUUUCUUCAAACAUCAACAAGGCGUUCGCUUACUCAACCCUCUUACACCUCCAAGAACAGUCCAGCAAUACCCAAGCUUCAAUUCAAAUCCUGGCUGAAAGUUGUCAGAGCCUAAUCCCUCUGAUCGUUGCUGAUGUUCAUGAGGACGACGAGGAAAUUGCAACUCAGGCGUUGAAAUGUUUGGGCUUCAUGAUUUAUCAUCCGUCCCUUGUUGCCCCAAUUUCGGUCGACGAAGCCAAUUUGGUUUUAGAUUCACUGGUUAAACUCAUUACAACCACAAAAAUGAAGGCAGUUUGUAACUUAGGAGUGUGGUGCAUAUCUAUCCAACAGUUCAAUUAUCAGCUUCUAGCUUCUCAUUUCCAUCCUCUAUUGCAAGCAGUAGUUCAUGCCCUUGACAAUCCUAUUGGUUCUUUGUCAACGACAUUUGAGGCCACCCAGGCUGUGAUGAAGUUAGCAGUUCAAUUAGAUGAGAAGAUGAGAGACAUGUCUCAUGUGUGGGUUCCUCCAAUAUAUAGAAGACUUCUUAGCUUCGAUAAGAAGGAGAGAGAUAUGUCAGAAAGGUGUCUACUGAAGAUUAAAUCUCUAAUAUUACCUCCUCCACUAAAACUCUCCAAGGCACUUGUCAGAGAUAUGAAGCAAAAAUUGCUCACUGGAAUGAAGGAUAUGCUAAGCCAUGAUAUGAAGGUUAAAGCCAUAAUAGCUUGGGGAUGGUUUAUCCGCUUACUUGGAUCUCAUGCAUUGAAGAACCGACAUUUAGUUAAUGAUAUGUUGAAAAUUCCUGAGCAUACAUUUUCAGAUCAAAACGCGCAAGUUCAGAAUGCUUCACAGGUUGCCUGGGAAGGACUAAUUGAUGCUCUUAUUUUCCCUCCAACAUUACCUUGCAAGAGAAAUGCCAUGGAAGAGGAAGAAGUUGGUGAACAAAUGGGAACAUCUAAGAGUAAAAAUAAUGAAAUUCAAUCAAAUGGAUUCUCAAAAAGCAUAAAGCUGAUAAUGACUCCUCUAAUAGGAAUCAUAUCAAGUAACUGUGAUGCGUCUGUUCGCUCAUCCUGCUUCAACACGUGGUGUUAUCUUUUACAUAAACUUGAUUCCUCUGUUAAUUGUCCCUCGGUGAGGAAACUGGUAUUACAGCCCAUUUUUGAAGCAGUUUUUCAAAUUGGUCUUGAUAGCAAUAGCAUCUGGUUAUGGAAUCAGUGCGUAAAUUUGCUUGAUGAUUCUAUAUUAGCAAAAUGUACAGAUGUCGAUCAGGAAUCAUCUCACCUAGUGAGCCAAUCAACUAGAUCCUCCAUGCAUGGUUGUUUUAUAUCUGAGAAAUGCUCCUGGAAGUUGUAUCCUAUUAAAUGGUUGCCAUGGGAUCUUAGUCAGUUAGAUUUCUAUUUAAAGAUUAUUUACAUUCUCAUCCACCAAGCAUCAAAGACAACCUUCCUGCAUGAGAACAGAAAAUCAUCAUAUGAUGCCUCCUUAAGGUUAUUUAGAUCUGUUUCAAAAGGAGUCCAGUUGGAGUUGAAAAAAUUGUCCACUAAUUAUGAUGAUGUUACAUUGUGCUUGAAGACUAUAUUAAAGUUCAUAAUAAACUUUUAUGAAGAAAAUUUUGAAGGCAGUGACAGAAAUGACUUGCAUCAUAUUUCUCUUCAGUUUGUAGAGGUUGUAACUGACGAGAUUAAUGCUGCUAUAUUGGGUUCUCCUCUAUACAAGGUUCCACUCGACCUCAAAUGUAUCGAACGUCAGCUUGUUAAUGCCAUUGAACAUGAACAUGCAAAAGAUUUGGUUAUGUGCUCUAUUACUUACAUGGAUAUGGUUUCACCGAUGGUGUAUUUAACUGCAUUCUACUUUUGUGUGGUGGUUCAAUCAACUUUGAAUAUGCCCAAAAUAGAUUUCUUUCUGCAGGCAAUCAAGAAAUAUUUUAAAAUCAUGUUAUCAUCUUAUGAUCCUGUGGAAAAUUUCAUCGUCACUAUUGGAUUAUUGUACAUGCACACUGGGCCAAGCUGCUUAAGGAUGUGGAUAGCAGUGGUGAAAGUUCUGAAAGACACUGUGUUUGAUAAGAAGGAUAUUUCUUUAUAUAAGAUGGAGAAUGGCCGCUCAUUUUUUGCCACAUGCCAUCUGUUAUCUUACCCAUUCUUCAUAUUUUAUUGCCACCAGAAAGCCUUGAUAUCAGCAAAUGUUGGUGACUAUGCGGAAGAAUCUUUCAUUUCAGUAGAGAAAAAACUCGAUCUUCGACAAAUUCUUGAAGUGUGGAAGUCACUCUAUAGUUCUUUAUGUACUCCACAGUUUGAGUGUUUUUCUUCUAACAGUUUCUGUAAGGAGUUAUGUAAUAUGCUAAGUGGAUGGCUUGAGAAGUACACUAUAUUGGUUGAAUGUGCCAAUGAUUUAAACCCUAAGGAUCUGGAUCUUGAUCUCAUUUCCUUAUGUGGUGGUGUUGUGAUAUAUAUCCUGGAACAAUCCCAGUCUUCAGUUGUAAGUUCAGAGUACAACAGGGAACGUAGCAGAGACGACAUGAUACCAAGUGGCAUGACCAGCUGCAUGACAUUGGUUAUUAGAUUUAUGAAGCUGUUGCAGACAGGGAUGGGAAAAGGCUUGCCAACUGAUCUAGCUGUUCUCUCUAGGGUAUGUUCUUUAUUUUCAAGCAUCAUCAGUUGCCUUCACUUGAAGCUAGAUAUCCUUUCAGUGAUUGAGAUGAUGUCCUGUCCGUUGCUCCAAUGGCUGACACACAAGGAUAUGCGGGAUGAGAACACCAGUCAUCAAUUGCAACUUGUAUGGACAGAAAUCCUAAACUGUUUACGAAGGAGUCAGCCGCCAAUCAUCUUUGAUUCUGCAUUGCUGAGACACCAUGCACCCCUCCUUGAGAAAACUCUUGAUCAUCCUAAUCCAACCAUUUCAGAGCCAACCAUCAACUUUUGGAAUUCAACAUAUGGCGAACAGAUCAAUUUGGAUUAUCCUCAAACUUUGCUUCAUGUCUUAGACAAACUCUCAAGGAGUGGAAGAAUAAACCUCCACAAGAGGAGUCAAGUACAAAGAUGUGAUUCUCCACAAAAAUACACUGUAAGUGCAGCACAUAACAACCGUUCGAAAAGGAUAGAAUUAGUGAAAGAUUGUAUGAAUCAUGUAAAGCACAAGGAAAUGCCAUAUUCAAGUUUGAAAAGGAGAAGGUUAGAACUGACUGAGCAUCAGAAGGAAGUAAGAAGGGCACAACAAGGAAGGGGAAUGGAUUGUGGUGGACAUGGCCCCGGUAUCCGGACAUACACGAAUGUUGAUUUUUCACAAGGGAAUGAGGAUUCUCAAGAGAGCCAAGAAUUUCGAGAUUCAGAAUCCAUGUUGGAGAUGUUGAAAAGAGCUUUUUAAAUGUCCUACAAAGUUUAUUAUGCAACAGAGGAAUUAGGAUUUAACCAUGCAUAUGUUGUGUGUAUGUAUAUAUAUAUAUUUAUUUAUUUUAAUUUAUGUAUAGCCUGUAACAAUGAUUGUAUUUUAUCCUUAUAAUUUAAUGUAAAAAUGUUAUACUAAUAAAGUCUAAACUCCUCACCAUUGAAGUGGCUCUAUGUCUGUAAAACCAUCAUUGGCUGAAAUGGAUAACUUAUAAGAUU
This is a messenger RNA of Ziziphus jujuba (common jujube), 3730 nucleotides long. RefSeq lists its product as uncharacterized. The transcript is spliced from 10 exons. NCBI's taxonomy places the organism in Eukaryota, Viridiplantae, Streptophyta, Magnoliopsida, Rosales, Rhamnaceae. Gene Ontology annotation, cellular component: nucleus. Gene Ontology annotation, biological process: telomere maintenance. The record is from RefSeq and is a predicted model, not a curated record. The coding region runs from base 114 to 3491 and encodes 1125 amino acids.